AAAUGCACUGCACCUUGCAGUUGUCGUCGAGACUGCAGAAGAUUCGGAUCCCAUGGAGGAAGUGGAUGUCUUCCACGUACGACUUGAGGAGUUGAAGCAUUGUCUAGCGCUGUUAAAUAGAUAGAAGACGAUCAUUUACUUGCCUUUGCAGUUUGCAUCGCACUCGUUGUUUCUCAUGUACGGGGUAACAUUCGAUCUGACAUAUGAUUGAAACCUUAACAGUAACCCUCUUCCUUGAAACCUUUUAAACACAAAAAUGUCGAAGGCCGUUCUUUCGCGAAUCAAACCUCGUCACUGCCCGAAAGGUCCCACCUUUUUGCCUCCCCGCAUCAGAAACCUCGUUUUGGACGUCAUCCGAAUCCUUAAAACCCAGCAAUGGCAGGAUUCCCUCGAAUCUCGCUUCGCCGAAUCCGAGGUGCUUGUUUCCGAUGUCGCCCAUUUCGUCAUAGACCGAGUACACGACGCAGAACUGGGUUUGAAGUUUUUUGAUUGGGCUUCGACCAGACCCUUUUCUUGCUCUCUCGAUGGGGUUGCCUAUUCUUCUCUUCUGAAGCUCUUGGCGAGGUUCAGAGUGUUUUCCGAGAUCGAGUUGGUGUUGGGGAACAUGGAAGUUCAAGACUUGAAGCCUACCCAUGAAGCAUUCGGCACUUUGAUUUGCGCCUAUGGAGAAUCUGGGUUGGUUGAUAGGGCCCUCCAGUUAUUCCAUGCAGUGCGUGAAUUGCAUAAUUGUUUUCCCAGUGUCGUAGCUUGCAAUUCAUUGCUGAAUAAUUUGGUGAGAAGCGGGAAAGUUGAUAUUGCGCUUCAGCUGUAUGACAAAAUGCUUGAAGCAGAUGAUGGUACUGGUAAGGUUGUGGAUAAUUGUAGCACCUCCAUAGUGGUGAAGGGCCUAUGCAACUUGGGGAAGGUUGAGGAAGGUAGGAGGUUGAUUAAAGAUAGAUGGGGAAAGGGUUGUGUGCCACAUGUGGUGUUUUACAAUAUGAUUAUUGAUGGGCAUUGCAAGAAGGGUGAUCUCGAAAGUGCAACUAGAUUUCUCAAGGAAUUGAAAUUGAAGGGGUUUUUGCCAACGGUAGAAACUUACGGGGCUUUAAUUAAUGGAUUUUGCAAGGCUGGUAAGUUCGCAGAAGUUGAUCAUCUUCUGACGGAAAUGACUGCAAGCGGAUUCAAUGUGAAUAUACAAGUGUUCAAUAAUAUUAUAGAUGCUGAAUUCAAGCAUGGUUUGAUAGAAAAAGCAUCUGAGACAAUGAGAAGGAUGGAUGAGAUGGGUUGUGAGCCAGAUAUUACAACUUACAAUACUCUGAUUAACUUUUCGUGUAGGAGUGGAAGGAUUAAAGAAGCUGAUGAACUUAUAGAGAAGGCAAAAGAAAGGGGAUUGCUUCCUAGUAAGUUUAGUUAUACCCCCAUCAUGCAUGCUUAUUGCAAACAAGGGGAUUAUGUUAAGGCAUCGAAAAUGCUUUUUAAGAUUGCUGAAAUGGGAGAAAAACCGGACUUGGUUUCUUAUGGAGCUUUUAUCCAUGGAGUUGUUGUUGCCGGCGAAAUUGAUGUUGCACUGAUGGUCCGAGAGAAAAUGAUGAAGAAGGGUGUAUUUCCUGAUGCUCAAAUUUACAAUGUUUUGAUGAGUGGUCUCUGCAAGAAAGGGAGAUUUCCUGCUGCCAAACUUCUACUUUCAGAAAUGCUUGAUCUAAAUGUUCAACCUGAUGCAUAUGUUUAUACCACCUUGGUAGACGGGUUAAUUAGAAAUGAUGAACUUGAUGAGGCAAUUAAGCUUUUUGAAGCCAUAUUUGAAAAGGGUAUAGACCCUGGCAUUGUGGUGUAUAAUGCUAUGAUCAAAGGUUUCUGUAAAUUUGGAAAGAUGACAGAUGCUCUUUCAUGCUUAAAUAAGAUGAAAAAUGAGCAUCUCGCUCCAGAUGAAUACACUUAUUCCACAGUUAUAGACGGAUAUGUAAAACUUCAUGACUUAAGUAGUGCACUCAAGAUGUUUGGACAGAUGAUAAAACAAAAAUUCAAGCCAAAUGUGGUCACCUACACCUCUUUGAUCAAUGGAUUCUGCAAGAAAGCAGAUAUGAACAGAGCUGAAAAAGUUUUCAGAGGGAUGGAAUCUCUCAACUUGGAGCCUAAUGUUGUCACAUACACCAUAUUAGUUGGGGGUUUCUUUAAGGAUGGUAAACCUGAAAAAGCAACAUCCAUUUUCGAGCUAAUGCUGAUGAACAAUUGUCUUCCAAAUGAUGUCACAUUCCAUUACCUGAUAAAUGGUUUAACAAAUAUUACAACUAGUCCAGCUCUAAUUAAGCAGAAUGAGUCUAUGGAAUAUGGGAGGUCCUUGAUCUUGGAUUUCUUUGCAAUGAUGGUAUCAGAUGGAUGGAACCCAUUGGUUGCUGCCUAUAAUUCUGUUCUUGUUUGUCUCUGUAAGCAUGGAAUGGUUGACACUGCCCAAUUAUUGCAAACUAAGAUGAUGCGUAAGGGGUUUCUUAUAGAUUAUGUAUGUUUCACUGCUCUGCUACAUGGCUUAUGCCAAAAAGGAAGAUCAAAAGAAUGGAGAAAUGUUAUAUCAUGUGAUAUAAAUAAUAUUGAACUCCAAUCUGCUAUUGAAUAUUCCCUGAUUUUAGACAAAUACCUAUAUCAGGGAGGGCUAUCAGAGGCUUCGGGUAUUUUACAGGCCUUGAUUGAAGACUCCAAGCUUUCUAAUCAACCAGACAAACAUAUAAAGGUUAUAGAAAGAUAGGGAAGAAGGAAAUUCCCAUAAAAUAGGAAAUUCUCCAAGCUUCAGGUAUGAAUGUGUAUUUGUUGAAUAAACUUAAAUGUCGGUUUUAAUGGUUUUAAUUCAACAGUUUUUGUUAGAAUAAAAGGUCAGGAGUCAGCAGUUAUAUUUUUGAUAAAUUGUUAUAAUGGGUUUUGAUUGUAGUUUAUGGCUAUUAAUAGAAUUUAAGUCUUUUAUUUUAUAAAUAGAUUAUUGUAUUAUUUGACAAAAUGUGUAAGAAAUAUGCAAACAAUUUUUCUCCUCUGUGCUCGUCAUAGAAUUUUAUAAAGGAAACCAUUUUUUCUAAAUUCUAUUAUUCUUCUUGAGGACUGUACACAUCAAAGGUAUAAUGCAAGUGGUCAAGUGGUCUUCGAACAAGCAUUUUAUGAAGAGGCUACCAAUGAAAAAUUAUUAGUUCCAACCUUUUGCAAUAUAACUGCCAUGCGCUAAAGAUGAGCUGUUUAGUCAAUAUUAUGGGAGCCAUCUGCCUGUAACAAUAAAGAGGUGCUGGAUCGAUAUGAAUUGCACAGUAUGCAUGACGGUUUACUUCCUCCCAGUGGAAGCAUCAAGACUCAAGAGCUUCCGCGUAUUGCUUUUGUACAAUUAUUUUAAAAGUAACAUUAAAUGGUAUAAAAACCCCACUUCAUUAGUCUGUUGAAGCCAUUAGCUUUGGAAGCUGUCCAGUUCCUACAGACAGAGAAGAAAAUUUUCCCCGACAUGAAUAUCAUGAUCCCUUGUUAUAUUGCGGAAAGCCCUUCAAUUUGCAGCUCUUUGAACAGCCUCUUUGCCCCUUCACUCACUUUCCCAUGACAGGAGCAUUAUUGCAGUGACUGGGCAACACUGACUGAUUUCAGAGUCAUUGCAUGGCAUUAGGAUAUACUUUGAAGUUUAGUAAAAGGGACUUCUGAUUCUGCUCUGCUUUAUCAGUUAAUUAGGUAAUGCAUGGAUUUUCAUUCUGAUAUGAGAAGCUGAAAAGUGAGCUCUUCAUCAUGCCAGAAGAGUUUCUCAGUUUUCAUAAACGGUUGUGAUCUAUGAUGUAAGUUAUUCAGUUGAUUUUUGAAAAAAUGUUAUACUUCCAUC
Molecule: messenger RNA, 3814 nt
Organism: Abrus precatorius (Indian licorice)
Lineage: Eukaryota; Viridiplantae; Streptophyta; Magnoliopsida; Fabales; Fabaceae
Product: pentatricopeptide repeat-containing protein At1g52620
Exons: 1
Coding region: 257-2719 (820 amino acids)
Molecular function (GO): protein binding
Source: RefSeq, a predicted model, not a curated record